Neopsephotus bourkii (Bourke's parrot) is the source of this 1567-nucleotide messenger RNA. It is a transcript of the gene GTF2E1, whose product is annotated as general transcription factor IIE subunit 1. Gene Ontology annotation, cellular component: transcription factor TFIIE complex. The record is from RefSeq and is a predicted model, not a curated record. The transcript has 6 exons. Gene Ontology annotation, biological process: transcription initiation at RNA polymerase II promoter; transcription open complex formation at RNA polymerase II promoter. Bases 159 to 1487 code for a protein of 442 amino acids. NCBI's taxonomy places the organism in Eukaryota, Metazoa, Chordata, Aves, Psittaciformes, Psittacidae.
CGGAAAGCCUGCACGAUUGAAUGUUUAAAAAUCAACAUGUAAAAGUGGGUAUGGAAUAGGAAGCUGUGCAGGUUUGACCACUGGUUGAGCCCGUAUGGUGAAAGCAUUCAGUUCUCCAGGUCAGAAAGUAUACAUGAAGCUCUGGAUCUGAACCUGCUAUGACUGACCCAGACGUUCUCACUGAGGUCCCAGCAGCUCUCAAACGCCUUGCCAAAUAUGUGGUGCGUGGCUUUUAUGGCAUUGAACAUGCUUUGGCUCUGGACAUUCUCAUCAGGAACCCCUGUGUGAAGGAAGAGGACAUGUUAGAGCUUCUCAAGUUCGAUAGGAAGCAGUUGCGGGCUGUCCUCAAUACCCUCAAGGGUGACAAGUUCAUCAAAUGCAGGAUGAGGGUAGAGACGGCUCCAGAUGGCAAAACCACCCGUCAUAACUACUACUUCAUCAACUACCGUCUUCUGGUUAAUGUGGUGAAGUACAAGCUGGACCACAUGAGGAGGAGGAUUGAGACGGAUGAGAGAGACUCCACCAAUCGUGCCUCUUUUAAAUGCCCCAUUUGCUUCAGCACCUUCACAGACUUGGAGGCCAACCAGCUGUUUGACCCCAGGACAGGAACCUUCCGAUGUACUUUCUGCGAGACUGAAGUGGAAGAAGAUGAGUCGGCAAUGCCUAAAAAGGAUGCAAGGACACUGGUGGCAAGAUUCAAUGAGCAGAUUGAGCCCAUUUAUGCUCUGCUUCGUGAGACAGAAGACGUUAAUUUAGCCUAUGAAAUCCUGGAGCCAGAACCCACAGAGAUUCCUGCCCUGAAGCAGAGCAAGGAGCGUGCAGCUGGUCCUGGUUCAGGGACAGCAGCUGGUCUUGCAGGUGGACACCAUCGGGAAGCAUGGACUACAAAAGGACCAUCAUAUGAGGACUUGUAUACCCAGAAUGUUGUCAUCAACAUGGAGGACCAGGAAGAUACCAAUCGGUCUGCAGGUGAAGGAAGACCAGCCAGAGAAAGGCCUAUUUGGCUACGGGAGAGCACGGUGCAGGGGGCUUAUGACCCUGAUGAAAUCAAAGACGGGGGCAGGGAUGUGGAUGCCUUCCAGGAGCGUGAGGAGGGCCGGGCAGCUCUGGAUGAUAACGAGGAGGUGAUGCGUGCCCUGCUCAUCCACGAGAAGAAGACACCUUCUGCCUCAGCAGUCACUGUCGGAGGCGGCGCUCCUCUCUCUGGUCCCAAUGCUAGUGACUCCGAGAGUGAGACAAGUGAGUCGGAGGAGGAAUCCCCUCCCCGCCCUCCCACAACAGCCACCUCAGUGUACGGGCUGGAGGAGGAGGAUGAGGAUGAAGAGUUCGAGGUGGUGGCAGAAGACCCCACUGUGAUGGUGGCUGGGCGCCCAUACUCGUACAGCCAAGUGAGCCAGCGCCCUGAGCUGGUGGCCCAGAUGACACCAGAGGAAAAAGAGGUUUACAUAGCCAUGGGGCAGCGCAUGUUUGAGGACAUGUUUGAUUAACUGCUGCCCCGCCAUGGCGUUUUUCAUCAAGUGACUUUUUAAUCCACAAACUCCCUAGUGAAACACAAGACUGAAGGGCA